AAGGGCAAGCCCCAGCCCCUGUCGAAGUUCCGCGGCAGCGCGCACCUCGUCGUCAACAUCAAGAUGGACGACCCCGUCGCGGGCGAAAACUUCAACGCGCUGAGGUACGUCGCCGCGAACUACGCGGAGAAGGGCCUGCGCGUCUGGGCCUUCCCGACGGAGCAGGGCUACUACGAGCCGGACGUGAGCGAGCUCGUGCGGGCCAAGGCCUACAGCCAGUUCGGCUUCGGCACCUACCCGACGGCCGUCGUCUUCGACAAGAUCGACGUCAUCGGCAACACCGCGCACCCGCUCUACCGCUACCUGGCGCUGGCGACGAACCCCAACGGCGUCGGGCGAUUGACCGUGAACUUCGAGAAGUUCCUCCUCGACGGCGACGGCAAGCCCCUGCGGCGCUAC
Messenger RNA from Aureococcus anophagefferens, 399 nucleotides. RefSeq lists its product as hypothetical. Gene Ontology annotation, molecular function: glutathione peroxidase activity. The transcript has a single exon. The record is from RefSeq and is a predicted model, not a curated record. The annotation marks the transcript as partial. NCBI's taxonomy places the organism in Eukaryota, Pelagophyceae, Pelagomonadales, Pelagomonadaceae. Gene Ontology annotation, biological process: response to oxidative stress.